This is a messenger RNA of Taeniopygia guttata (zebra finch), 2601 nucleotides long. It is a transcript of the gene THOP1, whose product is annotated as thimet oligopeptidase 1. Gene Ontology annotation, molecular function: metalloendopeptidase activity. The record is from RefSeq and is a predicted model, not a curated record. Gene Ontology annotation, cellular component: mitochondrial intermembrane space. Gene Ontology annotation, biological process: proteolysis; peptide metabolic process. NCBI's taxonomy places the organism in Eukaryota, Metazoa, Chordata, Aves, Passeriformes, Estrildidae.
UCGGAGGGUCGCGGCGGGGAUGAACCUGCCCCGCUGCCCGGCCCCGGUGCGGUGCGGGCGCGGCGGGAGCGGCCCGGUCCUCCACGCUCCCAGCAUGCCCCGCUCUCCCGCCCGCCUCUCCGGUCGGGGCACAUGCUCGGUGCGUGGGGCCGGCCCGGUUUCCUCCCGGCCUCGUCAGCAGCGCGGGGCCUCCCGGCACCCCCGGCACGCCCGACAUGGCCCCCCCGACAGGGAAUGUCGUGGACAGCCAGGCCCCGCGGCCCCUGGCCAGCCAGCUGCGCUGGGACCUGACGGCCGAGCAGAUCGAGGCCAUGGCCGCCGAGCUGACCGAGAGCACCAAGCUGGUGUACGACCGCGUGGGAGCCCAGGAGCGCGGAGAGGUCUCCUACGAGAGCACGCUGAAGGCUCUGGCGGACGUGGAGGUGGAAUACACAGUCCGUAGGAACAUGCUGGACUUCCCCCAGCACGUGUCCCCCUGCAAGGCCACCCGCGCCGCCAGCACCGAGGCCGACAAGAAGCUCUCGGAGUUCGACGUGGAGAUGAGCAUGAGGCAGGACGUGUACCAGAGGAUUGUGUGGCUCCAGGAGAAAGCAGAGAGUGCUUCCCUGAAGCCCGAGGCAAAGAGGUACCUGGAGAGGCUGAUCAAGCUGGGAAAAAGGAACGGGCUCCACCUCCCUGAGGAGACACAGGAGAAAAUCAAAGCUAUCAAGAAAAAGCUGAGCGUGCUGUGCAUCGACUUCAACAAGAACCUCAACGAGGACACCACCUUCCUGCCCUUCUCCAGGGAGGAAUUGGGGGGGCUCCCUGAGGACUUCCUGAACUCCCUGGAGAAGACAGAGGAUGGGAAGCUGAAGGUCACCCUGAAGUACCCACACUACUUCCCCCUGCUGAAGAAGUGCUACGUGCCCGAGACCAGGAGGAAGGUGGAGGAGAUGUUCAACUCCAGGUGCAAAGAGGAGAACUGCCUGAUCCUGAAGGAGCUGGUGGACCUGAGGGCUCAGAAGGCCAAUCUGCUGGGCUUCAGCACCCACGCCGACUUUGUGCUGGAGAUGAACAUGGCCAAGAGCAGCCGGACGGUGGCCACGUUCCUGGAUGAGCUGGCCCAGAAGCUGAAGCCCCUGGGGGAGAAGGAGCGGGCCGUGAUCCUGGACCUGAAGAAGAAGGAGUGCGAGAAGCGCGGGCUGGACUUCGACAACCGCAUCAACGCCUGGGACAUGCGCUACUACAUGAACCAGGUGGAGGAGACCAAGUACAGCGUGGACCAGAACCUGCUCAAGGAGUAUUUCCCCAUGCAGGUGGUCACCACGGGCCUCCUGGCCAUCUACCAGGAGCUGCUGGGCCUCACCUUCCACCUGGAGGAGAAGGCUCAGGUGUGGCACGAGGACGUGCAGCUCUACACGGUGAAGGACGCGUCCUCCGGGGACACCAUCGGGAAGUUCUACCUGGACCUGUACCCACGGGAAGGGAAGUACGGACACGCCGCCUGCUUCGGCCUCCAGCCCGGCUGCCUCCUGCCGGACUCCAGCCGGCAAAUCUCGGUGGCCGCCAUGGUGGCCAACUUCACCAAGCCCACACCAGAUGCCCCUUCCCUGCUGCAGCACGACGAGGUGGAGACUUAUUUCCAUGAGUUUGGGCACGUCAUGCACCAGCUGUGCUCUCAGGCGGAGUUUGCCAUGUUCAGCGGGACACACGUGGAGCGGGACUUCGUGGAGGCCCCGUCCCAGAUGUUGGAGAAUUGGGUGUGGGAGAAGGAGCCGCUGCUGCGCAUGUCCAGGCACUACAAGACCGGGAGCCCCAUCCCGGAUGAGCUGCUGGAGAAGCUCAUUAAAUCCCGGCAGGCAAACACAGGGCUCUUCAACCUGCGCCAGAUCGUCCUGGCCAAGGUGGACCAGGCGCUGCACACCCAGACCAAGGCUGACCCCGUGGAGGUGUUUGCCCAGCUCUGUGAAGAGGUGCUGGGUGUCCCUGCCACCCCAGGUACAAACAUGCCGGCCACCUUCGGCCACCUGGCCGGGGGCUACGACGCCCAGUACUACGGCUACCUGUGGAGCGAGGUGUACUCCAUGGACAUGUUCCACACCCGCUUCAAGCAGGAGGGAAUCAUGAACUGCAAGGUGGGCAUGGAUUACAGGAAGUGCAUCCUGCACCCCGGCGGCUCCAUGGACGCGGCUGACAUGCUGAGGAGGUUCCUGGGCCGGGAGCCCAAGCAGGACGCCUUCCUGGCCAGCAAGGGACUGACGGUGGAGAGCAGCUCGGUGCCUUCGGCCUGAGGCUCUGCUGGGCCCUGGAAGGGGAAGCUCCUGCCCUGGCCUGGCUCCUGUCACCAAACAGCCCCGUGCCACCCCUGCCUGGCGCUGCCCCUCCAGGCUCCUGCUCCCAGCCCCUCCUGGCCUUUGGGAGCCGGGGCUCUGUGGUGACACAGAGGUGACCUGCCCUGGUCACCCCUAUGGGGCUCUGGGUCACCCGCACCAAUUGGCUGAACUUUGAACCUGAUUUCUGCACAAGGGUGAGUUUUUGGCCUCAUUUUGGAGCCUGGCAGGAGGGGGAGAGGAGUUCCCAAACUUGAAUCUUUUGUUUUUAAAUCCCUUCUCUUUUAAGAAA